UUGGUUGCUCCCGUCAUCGGGCGACGCGGAACGUUCUCAUUUCCGAGAACCAAGCCGUUAAAAAACCCUAACCCUCGCCGAGCCCUCUGCCCGCAAGACAAUGGCGGCCAUGAUCCUCCACCGCUCCCGCGGGCUCCUCCCCAAGUCCCUGCCCCAGGCCACCGCCCCCGUCGUCCGCGUCAUCUCUACCUUCCCCUCCCUCUUCCAGGUGCCCCAGCCGCAGGAGGCACCGACUUCCGACGCCGUCGCCCCCCUGCCCCCCAAUCCCUCCACCGGGAGCCCCUUCUACCAUGAGAAUUGGCGCGGCCCAAAUACCAGCGUCGGAAUCGGACCCCUCCUCGGAGGUCAGGCACUCGUCCCAGUGGGAUCCGUCGCCUCCGCCCGGGUGAUGGCUUACUCCCAGAUUGUCGACCUCUCCAGCCUGAUGGAUGUGUUCGCUGACUACAUGACAUCGCAGCGCUGGUCCGAGCUCAAGCAAAUGUUUGAGUUAUGGAUCCGCUCGCUGGAUGCUAGUGGGAAGCCCAAUAAGCCCGACGUCCAUCUCUUCAAUCACUAUAUCAGGGCUAAUCUGAUGAUGGGGGCGUCAGCAGGUGAGCUCUUGGAUUUGGUUGCUCAAAUGCAGGAUUACCAAAUUGCACCAAACACUGCGUCGUAUAAUUUGGUCCUCAAGGCUAUGUUUCAAGCGCGGGAGGAUGAGGCUGCACAGAAGUUGGCGGACCGGAUGAUACAGACAGGCAUUAUGCCAGAUGAUGAAUCGUACAAUUUGGUAAUUGGCCUUUUGAUUCUAACAAAUCAGAUAGAUUCUGCAUUGAAGUAUAUGGAUUUAACUAUAAAAUCUGGUUAUAUGAUAUCAUUAAGUGUCUUUAUGGAUUGUGUACGGAGUUGUGUUAAAGCUGGGAAGCUGGACACCCUAGCAUCCAUUAUUGAGAGAUGCAAGACAACAGACCAAAACAAAGCCUUAUGCCCAAGCUGGAAUUUGUGUAACCAUAUUGCAGAUGCAGCUUUGCAAGCAGAUCAUAGUAAAUUGGCAUAUUUCGCCUUCGAGUUUCUGGCCCGAUGGAUUGCUCAUGGUGAGAAUGCUAGACCACCAGUUCUUCUUUCUGCAGAGGAAGGUUUAGCCAUCUCAGCACUCACCACCGCGGGAAGAAAAUUGGACUCUACACUUUUAGAAGCUGCUUGGUCAAUUCUGCGACGCUCAUUGCGUCGAAAGAGGGCCCCGAGUCCUAAAGCAUACAUUGCAAAGAUAUAUGCACAUGCAUCAUUGGGACAGCUGCAACGUGUGUUUUCUACUCUCAAAGAAUUUGAAACUGUGUAUGGGAAUUCUGAAGACACUGAUCAGCAACUAUUUUCUCCUUUUUCAUCUCUAUACCCUGUUGUGGUUGCUUGCUGCAAGAAUGGUUUCUCUACAUUGGAUUCGGUGUAUGUUCAGCUGGAGAAUUUGAGUCAAGCAGAUCCCCCUUUCAAAUCUGUUGCCGCUCUGAACUGUGUGAUAUUGGGUUGUGCAAACAUAUGGGAUCUUGAUCGAGCAUACGAGACUUUUGGAGCCAUCAGUGACAAGAUUGGAUUGACACCCAACAUACAUUCUUAUAAUGCUUUACUGUCUGCUUUUGGAAAGCUCAAAAAGACUGAUGAAGCUAGCGAAGUCUUUAAGCAUUUGGUGAGCUUGGGCGUGAAACCAAAUGCAAUGACGUACUCAUUGCUUGUCGAUGCUCACCUAGUCAAUCGGGAUCCAAAAGCUGCUCUCACAGUCAUCGACGAGAUGAUCGAGGCAGGUUUUACUCCUUCAAAGGAAUCGCUAAUGAAGCUACGAAGACGCUGCUCUCGGGAAUUAGAUUUUGAAAGUGAUGAAAAGGUACAAUCUCUGGCCCAAACAUUUAAGUACAGACUGGGGGCAGAGACACGCAGAGAGAUUCUCUAUAAUCUGGAAUACAGCACUAACUAUUUGUAGGAGGUAGAUGAUUUGCAUCUGCAGCCUUCAUACCUGAAUUGCCGAAUAUGCAGCCUGCACUUCGGUUGGAUUCACCGGGUUCGAGCUUGUAAAUUUCUUAGUUAUAAUCUAUUUUCACCUGCAGAUGAAACUCUAGGAUAAGUGAUCGCCAGGUCCCUUGUUUCCGUUGAUUCGAUCUGUUGCAACUUUAGUCUGUUAGCCAUUUCCUGGGUCUUCCUUUUUCAAGCAUAUUAAAUUUUCUAAUAAAAUUUUGAUUUGCUGGAUGAUACCAUUACCAUUCAACUUUA
Zingiber officinale is the source of this 2235-nucleotide messenger RNA. RefSeq names its product pentatricopeptide repeat-containing protein At1g26460, mitochondrial-like. Gene Ontology annotation, molecular function: protein binding. The transcript is spliced from 7 exons. The coding region runs from base 101 to 1948 and encodes 615 amino acids. The record is from RefSeq and is a predicted model, not a curated record. Lineage: Eukaryota; Viridiplantae; Streptophyta; Magnoliopsida; Zingiberales; Zingiberaceae.